ACUAUUUUGAAUAUCAGCUUCUGAUAAUAGUAGUAAGUUUAGUUUAUUAUUUGUUUGUUUGUUCCAUCUUUAUUCUACUAUCAUAAAAGGGGUGUGUAUAUGUAUAUAUCUAGGGUUUGUGUUAAAAGAAUAAUAUCUAUUUCAUUUUUGCAAAAAAAGAAGGCGUCAUCCAAUAAUUUCUGAGUGUAAAAUAUCCAGCCCUCUCCCCCCAAAAAAAAAAUUAAUUCUACACGUAAACUUAAAACAUACAUAUACACACACACACAUACACACACAUACACACGCACACACAGAUAAUUUCGUAUUAUUUUUUUAUUUUAUUUCAAAGACAAUCAAAGAUCUUGCAUUUCAACACGACAAAUGGAGGUACAAUUUGAACACAUCUGUAGUCGACUAUUUUAUAGCGGUUUACUAGUCGCUAUGGUGACUGAUCGAGAUGGAGUCAUUAUAUUAAAAUGUGUUUCAGAGAAAGCAAAAGAAAAUAUGACUGGACCUAUUAUUCCUAGUACUUUUGCUAUUGCAAAUAAUCAGGCUUCAAAACUUGGUCUUCAGCAUAAUAAAAGUAUAAUUAGUGUCUUUGAUGAAUACCAAAUUAUUCAAUUAGAUCAAUCCCCUUUUACUAUCACACUUAUUGCUGAAUCAGAUGCGAACACUGGCCUAUUUAUAAAUCUUGGUGAUGAUUUAUUGAAUAUAACAAAACCUUUAGUGGAAGCGAUAAAUAAUGAGUUAUAAAUAUUUAUAUAUUCAUAUAUGUAUACCGAUUAUUUUUCAUGCAAAAGAUAAAAAUAAAUCAAG
Molecule: messenger RNA, 795 nt
Organism: Cokeromyces recurvatus
Lineage: Eukaryota; Fungi; Mucoromycota; Mucoromycetes; Mucorales; Mucoraceae
Product: Ragulator complex protein LAMTOR3
Exons: 4
Coding region: 361-732 (123 amino acids)
Biological process (GO): positive regulation of TOR signaling; cellular response to amino acid stimulus
Cellular component (GO): Ragulator complex
Source: RefSeq, a predicted model, not a curated record